AUGGUUGUUAAUUACAUUGCGGCGACGCCUGAAUACGCGACAGCUAAGAUAGCGGUGUGGUGGGACUUGAAGGGCUGUCCGAUUCCCGAGGGUUAUGAUGCUCGUCGGGUCCGUCCGAGUAUGGAAGCGGCGUUCAAGCAACGAGGCUACUCUGGUCCUGUCUCCAUCACUGCCUAUGGCGACCACAAACAAACCCCUGAUCACCUCCUGCGAGGGCUCUCUUCCACUGGAGUCGCCCUUGCACACACCAUUCCCGAAGCCCAUUGCAAUAUUAUGCGUUUAGAUUGGAUGGACUGGCAAGAUUGUAAUCCUCCUCCGGCUACAAUGAUGCUCAUAUUCGAUGGUGUGGAUAAUGUCUUCUCACCUAAUCUUGUCCUUGAACAACAGAUGACGAAUUACAACCUUUUUGUGGCCUAUUCAUAUAGGCCUUGCAAAAUGUCAGCCCUGGUCACUUCUGCGGAGUGGCUCUGGGAAAGCUUACUUGCAGGUAAGCGUACUCAAAGAUUUCCCAAAGAGGAAACGUUCGAGGAAAGCGUACCGGACGGGUUUUGGUCAUCUUCAUAA
This is a messenger RNA of Thlaspi arvense, 564 nucleotides long. Lineage: Eukaryota; Viridiplantae; Streptophyta; Magnoliopsida; Brassicales; Brassicaceae. The record is from the annotation of a GenBank genome assembly.